CCCCGUUUUGUAACUUUCUGGUCUGGGGUGUAGGAAUAAAGCCUGGUGCCGGGACUAAGAAGGGGUGCGUGCUUACAGCGCCUGGGCUGCUUGCUGGAGGACUUCCCGCCCGCGCCCAGAGGCCAGGCCAAGUGGGGAGCGGACACGCGGGCGGGCAGGUGGCCCUGGGCGGCCACAGCGCCUUGGCUCUGCCCCCUGGAGCCAAGCGAGCCUCUGCUCCCUCGUGGUGCGAGGGCGGUGAUGUUUUUCCUCCCACCCACUUUUGAGUCCCCCCUCCCCCUUCGCGCGCACUCAAAGUCUCGCCACAACCUGCGAGCCCCAGACCUUGGAGGAGCGCCCCAGGGAGCUCAGAGCGUGUGCAAGCGUGGCAGAAGGAGGAGGCCAGUGCCCAGCUCAAGUCCACUGCACUUUGGAGUCUCUGAAUUGCAUUUUGCAGUAGCUCAAAUGAGAAGAAAGUGGAAGAUGGGAGGCAUGAAAUAUAUCGUCUCCUUGCUUUGGUUCUUUAUUUUCCUAGAAGGAAGUAAAACAGAGCAAGUAAAACAUUCUGAGACAUAUUGUGUGUUUCAAGACAAGAAGUAUAGAGUGGGUGAGAAAUGGCAUCCUUACCUGGAACCAUAUGGACUGGUUUACUGUGUGAACUGCCUCUGUUCAGAGAAUGGAAAUGUGCUUUGCAGCCGAGUCAGAUGUCCAAGCCUUCAUUGCCUUUCACCCGUGCAUAUUCCUCAUCUGUGCUGCCCCCGUUGCCCAGAAGAUUCCUUACCACCGGUGAACAAUAAGGUGACCAGCAAGUCAUGCGAGUAUAAUGGAACCACUUACCAGCAUGGAGAACUGUUCAUGGCUGAAGGGCUCUUUCAGAACCGCCAACCCAAUCAGUGCACCCAGUGCAGCUGCUCGGAGGGCAAUGUGUACUGUGGUCUCAAGACUUGCCCUAAACUGACUUGUACGUUCCCAGUCUCUGUUCCAGAUUCUUGCUGCCGAGUAUGCAGAGGGGAUGGAGAACUGUCGUGGGAACAUUCUGAUGGUGAGAUCUUCCGGCAACCUGCCAACAGAGAAGCAAGACAUUCUUACCUCCGUUCUCCCUAUGAUCCUCCGGCAAGCAGACAAGCUGGAGGUCCUCCCCGCUUUCCUGGAGGUAGAAGUCACCGGGGAGCUCUUAUGGAUGUCCAGCAAGCAUCAGGGACCAUUGUGCAGAUUGUCAUCAAUAACAAGCACAAACAUGGACAAGUGUGUGUUUCCAACGGAAAGACCUAUUCUCACGGAGAGUCCUGGCACCCGAAUCUACGAGCAUUUGGCAUUGUGGAAUGUGUCCUAUGUACUUGUAAUGUCACCAAGCAAGAAUGUAAGAAAAUCCACUGCCCCAAUCGAUACCCUUGCAAGUAUCCUCAAAAGAUAGAUGGAAAGUGCUGCAAAGUGUGUCCAAGUAAAAAGGCAAAAGGUGCAUUAGCUGGUGGCCCUGCCUUUGGUUGAAUGAGAUCCAAACAUAGUCCUGUCCAGCCUUUUUUGUGCAUCCAAAACAUAAAUGACCAGUCAUAUAAUUCUAAUGAUAAUAGUCUAGCAAGAAUGAACUUCAUUCUUUCCUCUUCUGAGAGACUGAUGGUUGCUUUGAAGGAAUUAACUACUUAGAAAUAUCUUGGAGAAUUUCUUGUGUCUACAACCUCACACACAUGUCCAGUUGCUUAGUUCAUUCUUGUUUUUUUAAAUUAUAGAGUUUAUGUUAUCAUUGUUUUAGGAAAGUAGUCAUACUUUUCCCAUUUUCAAUCACUAACUAACUCACUUCAAGCCACAAUCCAGUACUCUUUUCAGAUGAGAGAUGCAUGAGUUACAAUGGAGGGAAAUUAGGUUCUGAUCAUUGAUCA
Molecule: messenger RNA, 1856 nt
Organism: Acomys russatus (golden spiny mouse)
Lineage: Eukaryota; Metazoa; Chordata; Mammalia; Rodentia; Muridae
Gene: Chrdl1
Product: chordin like 1
Exons: 9
Coding region: 241-1467 (408 amino acids)
Molecular function (GO): protein binding
Source: RefSeq, a predicted model, not a curated record